This is a messenger RNA of Pelagomonas calceolata, 313 nucleotides long. The record is from the annotation of a GenBank genome assembly. NCBI's taxonomy places the organism in Eukaryota, Pelagophyceae, Pelagomonadales, Pelagomonadaceae.
ACUAAUAAUAGGAUAGUAUAGAGAACGCUAGCGCGCCGCCUGCGCCGCCGCCUGGGCCGCCAACUGAGCGUUCUUCGAGGCGGCCGCCGCGGCCCGCCGCUUGCCGCGCCCGACGACCAUGAACGCGAUCGUCGAGUAGAACGCGACGAAGGUCCGCAGCGCGCAGCCGAGCGUCGCGCCGAUGCAGAUCGUGUUCGGGACCGGCAUCGCGGUCGUCGCCGCCGCGCCGGCGAAGGCCGCCGCCGUCAUCAGGCUGCCCUUGAAGGUCUUCCCGGCGGCCCGCCGGGCGAGGCUGCCGGGCGUCCGCGCGGGC